Messenger RNA from Linum trigynum, 3495 nucleotides. The record is from the annotation of a GenBank genome assembly. NCBI's taxonomy places the organism in Eukaryota, Viridiplantae, Streptophyta, Magnoliopsida, Malpighiales, Linaceae.
ACUCAAACCAGAAAAGAAUGAUUUGUAUAUACAAUAUAAUUAGGGAAGCUAGGUGGGUUCUUAGGAGCUCUCUGAUUUGUAUGGUUAGCCCCUUUGUGGGGAAAUGAUGACGUGGACAAACCAAUCACUGCCAAAUUGCCGGUGGGUUCUACUUCUAGGGAUAGAAUUUUCAUUUUCGUCACAUUUUCGUACUCAUUUCUAAUAAAUAGUUUGUUGGGGGGGAGGAGGGCGGGUUUUUAUUUGUAAAAUUUUCCAACCACUAUGGAAUUUUGUGGUGUUUGAUGAGAGACGCUCCUUAAUUAUUAUUUUGUAUGAAAUUUUGUCUCUACCUGCCCUGCCAAAACCCCCCAUGACGACUGCGUUUGGCACAUUGAUAACUAAUUGACAUAUUGCCUUCAUCAUCAUUGGAGCAAGAUGUUUGGCCAAAUCUCAUCCUUAAAUUUCUUCCAUCUAAACAAUUUCACACUGAAAUAUUAUGUAUUUUCAUUUUCGUCCACUAGUAUCACCGGUGCAAACAAAGACAUGCAUGGAGAACAUCAUUCAUCUAAGGUACGGGAGAGAGACAUCUUUUUGCCAAGUGAAUGUCAAUAGUGAAAGUCUCUCUUAAUAUAACACUAUUAUACACAUCUCAACCCCAUAGGAUAUUAUUGGUAUUGGACAUCCCCCUUGUGUGUGAAAAAUGUAUACACUUCUCAACCCCUUUGGAUAUUAAUGAAAGAUGUAUACACUACAUUACCAUCGACUUUAAUUUCAUCACUUAUCAACAUCGACAUGUCCCGCCCAUUAUUCAACAUCAUUACUAACUUCUAGCCCAAUGCUCAUUAUGUACUCACUUAUAGUAUCAGCAACUCCUUCAUUCCACCUUGUGGAGGCGGUACUAGGAGUUUAUCUUUCAUCCAUGAUCCAACAUAUCUUCUUCCCCAUAGCUGUAAUUUACUUGCGGUCAUCAGUAUCAUUCUUGUAACUAUAAUCCAUAUAUAUGUAUGUACAGAUGAGAAUACAAAAUCAAGACAAAUUCCUCCAAUUGUACUCCUUUUAGCCAAUGAAGUCAAAAUCACGCUUUAAAACUUACACUUUACGCUUCUAAAUCAUCAAAAUACUUUUUACAUAGAAUCGCCGCUUUUUGAUUGCAUUGCUUCUAACAUAUCAAACUCCCUGGCCAUUGAAGACUUCUUGUUCAAGAGUUUCGAAUUUCACAAAAAAAAAAUGACGCUUUCUCUCGAAACAAACAUAGACCCACCCACCCAAUUCCUAACUUACAUUAGGUAAUAUACAUACGUAUGCCGUAUAAUACAUGAAAAUGCCCACUUGUAAUUUGAAGAGAAAAAGAAAAGGAAACCCGAGAGAAAGAAAGAAAGACUGAAUAUGGACACGAUAUUAUAUUAUAAUAAUAUGUUUUGUGGACGGGUGGGAUGUCCCCCUAUGUAUGAUGACCGGAAUUCCAAUCCUCGUUACUACUACCUUAUUAUUCUAUUUCUAUACCUCCCCUCCCUGGGAAAAGCUGACAAAGACUUUACUGCCUGCAAGUGUGCAACUUCUCAUCAAACUUCAAACAUCAUCCCCACAACAAAGGUUGAUGAAAUUUGCAGUCCCUAUACUAUACUAUCUCCACAAACAAGUCCCUAUAUUAUGGCAGUAAUUUGUCCCCGCCAAGCCAAUCAUUCGGACUGGACUGAAUUCAUUGCUUAUUAGAUCGAUCCACACCUAAUAAGUACGUCCUAAUUAACGACCAUAGCGAAUACUCCAUCCAUCCAAAGUACAAGUACAAGGGAUGCUAGUUCUUCCCUUCUUUCAAACAACGUAACUCCCAUGACAGUUAGCUAAUAAUGAGAUGACUUGACAAAUUUGCUUAAACAAGGCAGGCAAGGGAAAAUAGCUAUGACUAAUACAAAGAUUAUGAUCAUCCUAAACGUCCCAUUUAAUACUUUAUUGUGAGCAAAUGAUGUCAUUAUUUCAUAUAUAUAAUUUUUUUUUUUGCCAGAUUGAUGAAGGUUAGGUUGGCCCCCGUCUUUCCUAUCCUAACACAGAACAGAAGCUCACAUUCCCAUACUGGACUUGGUCAGAUUUCCCACAAAAUUCACUACUCAACCACUCUUUCUCCCUCUCCCACGACCUUCUAAACCAAAUACCCUAGUCAAUAGUUUGGCUCAUCUGAAAACUACAGCAACAUGAUGAAGUUCCCAUUCAUUAUCUUAUCGUUUCUCAUCUUAUGCAAAUCCUCCCAGUGAAAAUAGAAAAACCAAAGCCUCUUAGGUUCAAUCUUCACCAUCCUAGUUUAGGAUAAUUCUAUAACUGAAAAUAUUUGUCCUCUGUAGGACAACUUAAGAAGUAAUAUAGUAUCACAUAGGGUACUGAGCACGAUAACAAGACAAGUAAAGCACUCAAUCAUACUGCAGCUUUUUUGUUUCCUCCGUCAGUUUUUAUCGUUAUUUUGCUGAUGUGGCAACGCCACAAUCAAAGCGAGUAACAUGAUCGACAUAACAGCAAAAACUGACGGGGAAGAGGAAAUGCUAGCAGAUGAGCGAGUUUGGUACUUCAGUUGUCUCAAACCAAGUUCAUUGUGAUACACAUAGUCGACCCCAGCGACCACAUUGGCAGGACAAUGACAAUUUGGGUGUGCUCUUGUUAGUGGAAUUGCAAUUUCUAAACUAACUAAUGUUCAACACUUAACAGCAAUGGCGUUUAUCUUAAUGCCGUAAGAGACUAAAGGACGUGACACUGCACACGACCACAGAAACUAUCCACACAUGCAUUUUGGGGUUAGAUAGCGGUCAAUAUAAUUAAGAUGAGAGGACUAACUAACAGUACUGUUGCUGUCUAUGAUAAAAAGUAAGUUGAUAUGAACCACAGAACAAGUCUGCUUAAAGAACGUUGAGCACUGAGCAGUGGUGGUAUUUUAAGACAAAAGCAUGACUGCAAGUUCUUUGACCAGUCUAAGGCAAUAGUGAAAGCAGGAGUUAAGGAGAGCGUAUCUGGACUGAACCUCUCAGAAGAGACUGCACUUAGACGUCUUUGAAUUACCAUGAUCUUUCACUUUCCGCUUAUUUCUGCUCAUGGGUAGAUAUGUUCCUGAAGAGUGAUGACAGACAAAAGAAGAGGAAUGUCAGCGAGGGGGGUGAGCAUGAAUCAACCCGAUCCAGAGUCAAACUUGGUACAGAACCGGAUUGAAACCAAUGAAAAAAAGAUUGAAAUCUGUCCAUUCUUCGUUUGAUCCGUCUUGUGUUAAUUUGAGAAAAAAGAACAAGUCUUCAAUUUGAAAUCGAAACAGAAUCGAAUUAUACUCGAAUCUGAUCCGAUUCGGGUUAACCUCCAACUAAAUCAGAUAUUUUGCCUGAAGAAAUUCGUGAGAAAGUCGGCAGCUACUGAAAGAUAGACCCUACUUGGAAAAAAAAAAACAAAAAUGAAGUGUUUAAGUAAACCACAAUAUUCCUCAACACGUGGUCCAAUGCUAGGCAUUGCCAGUUGGAACAGAGAGAACAAAUAAUGAAAUCCCAC